Molecule: messenger RNA, 2929 nt
Organism: Acipenser ruthenus (sterlet)
Lineage: Eukaryota; Metazoa; Chordata; Actinopteri; Acipenseriformes; Acipenseridae
Product: muellerian-inhibiting factor
Exons: 6
Coding region: 446-2275 (609 amino acids)
Biological process (GO): gonad development
Molecular function (GO): growth factor activity
Source: RefSeq, a predicted model, not a curated record
UUACAGGGCACUCACUGCACCUUACUGACCCAAGCAGAAAAAGAGAAACCGUCUGUACAGCCAGACAUUAUUAUUAUUAUUGUGUUUGAAAAUGCAUUUCUUACUCCUUGCUCCUGUCGUAAAAACAACACAGCCCUUUAUCAGCGCGAGAGACAGAUGCACGUCUAAAAAUACCCUGUUCAUUCCCAUCUGCACAGAUUCACAGCAAGCCUUGUCCGAGCCCCUGCCUUUUUGGCAAGCACUCUGAGAAUCCUAUCUCCUGUUCUUACAUUUUUUUUUUAUUUUCUGUACACUCAAGGCCACCUGUUGUUCCGUCGCCUUGCAGCCCACAAACUCCCUAUUUUUUUUCCCCCCUUUAAGAAACAAAAGCAACAAAAAUAAAACCCAGCCCUACAGUCCCAGACAGUGCAGUUGCAUGUAAAUCUGUGAGCGGAUAGUGAGCUCCAUGGAAAGCAGAGCUGGGAUGUGGGGUGCACUGCUUGGCUUCAUCCUGCUUCAACCUUGCUUGUGUUUGCCGGACAGGGCUGAUGUUUCAGGCUAUGAGCCGAGUGACCAGGUCCCCAGAGCGGAUUCAAACCUCUCGACAGGAGGAGCAGGCUUCAGGAAUCCUUUCGGAAAGAAUGCCGGAGAAAGGGAACCAGGGGUUGUCGGUUUAGAAGUGGGGGAGAAGAUGAGUUUGGGGGGGGAUGACUCCUCUCAGGGGGGCCCCAGGCAGUCCCUCGGGGUUACGAACGACCCUGUUGGCCAGGAUUGCCGUCUGGAGUCCUGGGGUGAGGUUUUGGGAAUCACCUGGAAGCAUGAGAGGGAGUUCUUGUCAGACCUGCGCCAGUCCUGGAGGAAGGGAAAAGGGAGCUUGUCCCAGUUCGGGCUCUGUCCUGCAGCCCCCAGCCACCUGCUUUCCUCCCUGAAGGACCUGGCUGCUCAUCUGCAGAACCCCAGAGAGGGAAGCAAGCUGCACGCACUGCAGCCCAGACAAGAGCGUUGGGAGGAUCAGGGGCUGCACCUGGAGUUCAGCGUGCCUGCUCACUGGCGCCCACUACAGGACCAGCUGACCUCCGCCCUGGUCUUCUAUCCCUAUAGGUCCACCCUGAGCGAGGCAGAGAGAGGGGUGGAGGGGCUGAGCAUCUCCUUUGCAACGGAAUCCCCCAGCCGACACAACCAGACUGCCUGUUUCUCUCUGGACACCCGAUACCUCGUCCUGGACGCAGAGGGGCUGCUGGAAAACUCCACUCACGGGCAUCCUGUUUACAGAGUCCACCUGGGGAUCCACAGCGCUGACACAGGCUCUCUGCAGCAGUUCCUGAUUGGGGAGGAUAAGGAGUGCAACACAAGGAUGAGCCCAACACUGCUGGUCCUGGUGGACGGACAAACGGACAGCCGGCAGGACUCUCUGAGCAUUCCCCCCCCGCAUCACUGGGACUCCACCUACGAGUUCCUCAAAGAGCUGAAGGGUUUCCUGAGCGCUAUGCUGCGUGGUGAAAACGAGGGGCCCCCCCAGCAGCUGCAUGUGGACCUCGACAGCCUGCAGUCCCUCCCGCACGGGUACCUCAACGCCUCCUCCGAGGACGUGGCUCUGCUCCGGCAGCUGCUCGAAUCCCACGCCCCCACGCUGUUCCGCUUCCCACGCCGCCUCGAGGAUCUGCGGGGCCACAGAGUGGAGCUGGUGCUGGAGGCAGACCUGCUGGACCUGCUGAACACCCGGCUCACCGACACCGUCGCCCAAAUCCAGCGGCAGAUGGAGCUCCAGAACCACGGGGGCCUGCCCCAGCUGCAGAGGCUGCUGCGAGGAUGCUUCCACCUGACACAGGGACGAGGCGUGCCCCCGGAAGAGACGCCUGCAAACCCGCGGCAGAGGCAGUACCACUCCCUGCUCUUACUCAAAGCCCUGCAGACGGUGCUGUCCGCCUGGGAUCAGCGAGGGCAGAGACAGAAACCGACCCGCCAGGACCGCAGCCAGGAGCACCACACGGACUGCGGGCUGCGUGAGCUCUCCGUCAGCCUGCUCGAGUACAAACACAUCCUGCAGCCCAAAGACCUGUCCAUCGGUAACUGCCAGGGCCACUGCCGCUUUCCGCUCGCUGACAGCGACCGGUAUGAGCACAACAACCACGUGGUGCUGCUGCUGCGCCAGCACGAGAGGGGCCCCGGCCUGGAGAGGGCACCCUGCUGCGUCCCCGUGAUGUACAGAGAAGUACAGGUGACAGAGAUCACAGUUUACGGGUUCAAAGUCUCAGACAAGCCCAACAUGAUCGCUGUGAAGUGCGGCUGCCGGUAGCACCCUGUUUAAAAUCUGCUCUCUCACACUCACAAAUAAAUGAGCUAAAUCGUACACCCAGUAGGAGCUCCAGCAAUUCGUAUUAGACAUUAGCCUACUUGUUAAAUUAUAUUGAAUGAUCUAGAACUAGAUUGUCAAUAGUCUGGAUGAUAGGUCUGUUUCAUUCACACAGAAGGUUGUACACACAUCCGCAUUCAAAGCAAUACAUAAUAUAACCCAAGCACACACAUACCCAGUCAUACACACACGGUACUAUUUUCUACAUCUGUGUUUAAUAUUUAUAUUUGUGUGAUCAUUGUAUGUAACCAGAUGAAAACAUUGAAGUUCUUUUUUUAAACAAUAACACUUUGCUUUUGCUGUAAUGAAUAUUAUAUAAAUAUACAUAUAUAAAUGACAUGUGAUCAAUACUGCAGGUUUUCUGUUUCCCAAAACCCUUCAGUAUUGAACGUGGGCACAUUUUGCUGCUGGCCGUGGAUACAGUAUUAUCUUUGCAGCCGUGGCGAUUCUGCAACAGAGAACACAGAAGAAAUAGAAACAUCUGAGAAACAGGAGUCCUUGCUUUAUGAACGGGGUAUUGUGUCUUUGCCUUGUCACAAGUUUUUACUAGGCUUAACAUUUCUUUGUGUCCUGUAUUAAUGAGCGUUUUAAGCCGUG